This is a messenger RNA of Recurvomyces mirabilis, 1509 nucleotides long. RefSeq lists its product as uncharacterized. The record is from RefSeq and is a predicted model, not a curated record. The coding region runs from base 1 to 1509 and encodes 502 amino acids. Gene Ontology annotation, molecular function: oxidoreductase activity. NCBI's taxonomy places the organism in Eukaryota, Fungi, Ascomycota, Dothideomycetes, Mycosphaerellales, Teratosphaeriaceae. The transcript is spliced from 4 exons.
AUGUUCGCCAGACUCGUUACCGUCGCCGCUGGCCUCGCCACCCUCGCAGCCGCAGCUUCAGUCCGUCGUGACGGAUCGCGAUACGUCCAGAUCACUGUCAACAUCGCUUCAGGACUCGAAGAACAAAUCUACACUACGGUCUACGCCAACAUGUGGCUCACCUCAUUAGACGAUGUUUCCGCCUCUGGACUCAAGCUCAACGACUGGGACGAGUACAACGUUAACCCUUACACCGUGCAAUGCUGCGCGUAUAAGGAUACAGAUGGCGUGGAAGCUGCCAGCCUACCAUUCAUCGUUGGAUCGCCAGCUGCUUUGAGCAAGAAUUUGGUGACGAUCGGGAGUGUACUUUGCUAUGUUGUUGAGGAGGGCGAGGUUGCUACAACUUCGUGUGGACUGCUCAGCGAGAGCAUCGCAGGAUCGGAACAGAUUUCGAAAGAUCCUAACCACGACGCCGUGGUUGUAGGCGCCGGCUUCGGAGGAUUGGCUGCGCUGUACUUUCUCAAAGAGCAGGGUCUCAAUGUAAAGGGCAUCGAUUCGGCCUCAGAUGUAGGUGGUACAUGGUACUGGAAUCGCUAUCCAGGCGCACGUAGCGAUGUCGAGAGCUUCGUCUAUAGAUUGUCGAUUGACAAGGAAUUGCUACGCGAUGAUCCUCGGAAAAACAAUUAUCUUACGCAGCCGGAGUUGAUAUCGUACUUUCAAGCUUCUGCUCGCCGCAAUGAUCUCUAUCCGCGCAUACAGUUCAACGCAGAGCUCAAAGCUGCAUCGUGGGACGAGAAGGAAGGGCUAUGGCAUCUGGAUUCGACCACGGGUGAGGCGCUCACUACUCGCUACCUGGUGACAGCGAUUGGCAUCCUUCAUCGGCCAAGUCUGCCAAAGCUGCCUGGCCUGAACACGUUGGGGGGCAAAGUAGUGCGUAGUGCGCAAUGGAGGGACGAGCUCAAUCCCUACAUCAAGAAGCGUGUCGCUGUGAUCGGAGCUGGAGCGUCUGGCGUGCAGCUUGUUGGGGCACUUAGUGAGACAGCACAGCACUUGACUCACUCCGUCCGCCAUGCGCAGUACGUCCUACCUGCACAGAUGCGUCCGGUCGGCCCCGAGGAGCGCAGCUUGAUCAAUGCGAAAUAUGAUCAGACAUGGACGGACGUCUUCACAUCUGCAGUGGCAAUGGGCUUUAUUGAGCCGAAUCGGCCAGCCCUGUCAGUCUCGCCCGAAGACGGUGAGAGAACCUUCCAAAACCUGUGGAACCAGGGCAGUGGCUUUCGAUUUAUGUUCGGAGGCUUCUCAGACAUCGUGUCUGACGAGGCGGCGAACAAGGAAGCGAGUGCCUUUAUCCACCAGAAGACCCGAGAAAUCGUAAAGGACGAGCAGAAGGCAGAUGUGCUGACGUCUACAGAUUGGUUUGCUCGUCGUCCUCUGACUGAUGAUCGAUACUAUCAAGCUUUCAACCAGGACGAUGUGACAGCUAUUGAUCUUGAAAAGACACCAAUCGAGGCAAUUGUGCCGUAUAGUUGA